Gilbertella persicaria is the source of this 1512-nucleotide messenger RNA. Its product is annotated as regulator of chromosome condensation 1/beta-lactamase-inhibitor protein II. The coding region runs from base 91 to 1431 and encodes 446 amino acids. The transcript is spliced from 3 exons. NCBI's taxonomy places the organism in Eukaryota, Fungi, Mucoromycota, Mucoromycetes, Mucorales, Choanephoraceae. The record is from RefSeq and is a predicted model, not a curated record. Gene Ontology annotation, cellular component: cytoplasm. Gene Ontology annotation, molecular function: guanyl-nucleotide exchange factor activity.
CGGUUAUAUUUUUCAUUCUAAAAUGAAAGUUCAUGAAUGAUUUAAUCAACUCAAAAACUUUUUUUUCUUUUCUUUUCUUUAUUCUUAAUUAUGACAGGCUUAAAACGACAAAAUACAAACGAUGUUGAAAUGACCGAUAGUUCACAACCUUCUAACUUAAAACGUACUCGCUCCAACAAUGCCUCUCAGUCCAAAAAGGCACGUCACAUGUCCAACCAGAUCGUAAAGGCACCUACUCAAGUAGGAAAAGUGUUUGUCUUUGGUACAGGCGAUACUGGUCAACUUGGCUUAGGUGACGAAAUGUUAGAACGCAAGAAGCCCAUGCCUUUAAAUGCAUUUGAUGGUGAUGAGAUUGUUGACGUUGUGAGUGGUGGUAUGCAUUCUGUUGCUAUUACCAGUCAAGGAAAAUUAUGGACGUGGGGUUGUAAUGAUCAACGCGCUUUGGGAAGAUCGGGCGAAGAAUACGAACCUGCUCGUGUGGAAGGCAUGGACAAUGUAAAGAUAGUCAAAGUCGCCUGUUGCGACUCAGUCACGAUGGCAUUAUCUGAAGAAGGCAUCCUUUAUUGUUGGGGUACUUAUCGUUGUGCUGAAGGUCCUCUUGGUUUCUCUCGUAACAAGGCUGUUCAAGAAACACCUGCUGUUUUCGAACCUUUUGCCAAGGUACAAAUUGCUGAUAUUGCUGCUGGUACAGACCAUUGUUUAGCACUCACUCGUGAUGGUCGUGUCUUUGUCUGGGGUAAUGGUCAACAGUUCCAAUUGGGUCGUCGUAUCAUGGAACGCCAUUUAAUCAACGGUCUUCGUCCUGAAGCACUCAACUUAAAGAGCAUUAAGCUGAUAGGUACAGGUUCUUAUCAUUCCUUUGCUGUCUCUCAUGAUAACACACUUUAUGUGUGGGGCCUAAACAAUUUCCAACAGUGUGGUCUUGUUGAUUCAGAAGAGACAAAUGAACCUGCCCCUAAUGUGAUCACGAAACCUACUGUUGUGACAGCACUUGAGGGCAAGGGCACCAUCAAAGAUGUUCAAGGCGGUGAGCAUCAUUCGCUUGUGUUGAUGGAAGAUGGCACUAUCUAUGCGUUUGGUCGUGCUGAUUCUGAUCAAUUGGGUUUGCCUGCUGAUUUGAUUGACAAGGUGCAGACGAAAGAAGAAGGUGCUGAAGUCUCUAAUUUCAAGCGAGCUGUUGGUCUUCCUACACGUAUUCCAAGUUUAAAGGAUGUUGUGUCUAUCUCUACUGGUACAAACCAUUCAAUUGCUGUUACUUCUGAUGGGAAAGCUUAUACCUGGGGAUUUGGUGAAUGUUAUGCUUUGGGUAAUGGCUCAAGUGAUGAUGAGCCUAUUCCUACUGAACUCACUGGUCAAAAACUAGAAGGACACAAAGUCGUUCGGGUUUCUGCAGGUGCCCAACAUUCUAUGAUUCUUGCCACGUCUCAAUAAUUCCAAUGUGUAUUUUUUAAAAUAGAAUCUAUGUACAAUAAACAAAUCAAGUCUUUAUUGUUGUUGUUGUUGUUGUUGUUG